This is a messenger RNA of Thunnus maccoyii (southern bluefin tuna), 2388 nucleotides long. It is a transcript of the gene f11r.1, whose product is annotated as F11 receptor, tandem duplicate 1. Bases 99 to 998 code for a protein of 299 amino acids. NCBI's taxonomy places the organism in Eukaryota, Metazoa, Chordata, Actinopteri, Scombriformes, Scombridae. The transcript has 11 exons. Gene Ontology annotation, biological process: intestinal absorption; establishment of endothelial intestinal barrier; regulation of membrane permeability. The record is from RefSeq and is a predicted model, not a curated record. Gene Ontology annotation, cellular component: bicellular tight junction.
UCACCCAGGCACCUGGGAGGCUCCUAUUACCCGGAAGUCACCUGGGUAGACUCUGCAGGACUGUUAUUGAAGACGGACGCCGUCGUCAACAGGUCGACAUGCUUGUCAGCGGGUUGUUUUCAGUGGCUUUGUUCGUGUGCGUAGCAACAGGUGUGAGUGGCUUUUCAGUUACUACCUCCAAUGCAAAUGUGCAGGUGAAAGAGAAUGAAGGGGUUGACCUUACAUGCGCUUAUUCAGCGGACUUUGGUUCAAAUGCCAGAGUUGAGUGGAAAUUUAAGGACCUAAAAGGCUCUCAGACAUAUGUGAUUUACAAUGGGAAACUCACAGCACCAUAUUCCAGCCGAGUGACGGUGUACGGUAACAACAAUCUGAGAUUUUCCAAAGUGACCCGUAAGGAUACUGGAGUGUACGACUGUGAGGUGUCUGGCAACGGCCAGUUUGGGGAAGUCAGAGUGAAGCUCACUGUUCUCGUGCCUCCAUCUCCACCCGUGUGUAGGAUCCCCAGCUCAGUGACGACGGGCAAGACAGCCUUCCUGUCCUGCCAUGACGGUGAUGCCUCACCUCCUCCCCAAUACAUGUGGUUCAAAGAUGGCACCCUUCUGCCCGCUGAGCCCAAAAAGGUUUCUGGCUUCAAAAACGCCACCUACAAGCUGAACACAGAGACUGGCAACCUGGAGUUUCCUGCUUCAACCAAGAUGGACACAGGGGAGUACUACUGUGAGGCUGUCAACAUUGCCGGUCCUCCUCAGCGCUGUAGAGCUGUGAAAAUGGAAGUCCGCGACUUAAACACCGGAGGGAUUGUUGCUGGUGUAAUAGUUGCUCUCCUGCUAGUGGUCCUACUGGUACUUGGAAUUUGGUACGCCCACAAGAAAGGAUACCUGCCCAAGAAGAGUGAAAGCAAACAAAAGUCCAAUGUGGUCUACCAGCCCCCAUCAUCAUCGUAUGCCGGUGACGAUGAAGAUGGAGACUUCAAACAGAAGUCAUCGUUCGUGGUAUAACCUGCAAGCAACAGACACAACUGGAGAAAACCUCGGUUCUAAAUGUUUCUCACCAUGUCUUUUUUCUGUUUUUAGUGAUGUUCUGACACUUACUUUCUUUUUGCAGUUUUCUUAGCAGUAUGUAACACUGCAGUAUGAGUGUUAUGAGUUGACAUGUAUUUUAGAGGCAGAUGCAUCAACUUGUGGGGGUUUAAGGAUUAAGGUUAUAGGAAAUAAUUUACUACAGACAGGUAAUAUGUUUUUUUUUGUACAUGAAUUGUGGUUUUAAUAAGAUGAGCUGUGGCUACUAGUGACUGAUUUGAGCCACAGAAUUUUUUUAACCUACAUUUGGAGUGUGUGUUUCUGAGUUUCUGAUUUUCUGAGCCUCCUGAUUAUAGGACCAACUCAUUUUUAAUUUUAAUUUUUACAAUCACAUUUAAACACCUCAGAUCAACUCAUUCUAACUGAAUACAAAUUUCAGUCUCUUUUUAGUUGUUUUCUUUACAAAGGAGAUGGACACAACUGAUGGACACAUUUUCUCUGCAACUGCAGUGUCUUGACUUCUUUUAUUACAUUUACUGACCCGUCACCUUAAUUUUCUCCAGAGCAUCACUCUUAUCUGUCAGUCUGUGCUGAAUCAUUGGUGCAGCUAAAAUAUUGCUUCACUGUAUGAUAAGUGUUUUUUUUCUCUUUUUUUUUAACAACCAUAAAACUGUCUCAAUGUACAAUAUUUUUUUCUAUGAAAUUUUAUAGAGUUUCUCAUUUCUGUAAAUAUAAGCUUUUAUGUUUGUAAUUAAGAACCAUUUAAUGAUCAGCUGUUCUCACGGAGCUUCCUGACAUUAACUAGAAACUUUAAGGUACAUCUAUGGCUGUCAUGGAGACAACCAUUUUAGGUGCACCUUCUCUUUAACAUUUCCUUUCUGAUUGAACUAAUAUUACAUUUGUGUGUUGUUUGUCUGAGACCCUAGUUUGUAGUCCUCUGAACUACAUCGGCUAAGUUAAUGCAUUGGUAAGAGUGUAGGAUUACAGUACAGAAAAUUUCAGGCAUACUAUGAUUCAUUUCCUGUAGAAAUGUAAUUUCCUGUGAGCUGAGAUGCAGGAGAUACAGUAAUGUGAUGAAUUGGAAUUAAGAGUUUGAUUAAAUGACGACGUGUUACUUAAAAACUAACAAAAAAAGUUAGUUUUUCAAUGAUAAACAUGUUUGUAUGGCAUCAUGUGUAGCCUUGUCAUAAUGAUUAAUUACCCAAACAGUUAUCCUUGACAUCCACAAAUACUCAUCAUGUGUUUAAACACUAGGUUUUUCUACAUUCCUGUAUGUACGAACCCUGCCUUUAUAGAGAGUUAAGAGCUGAUGAAUUUUGAUAACUGUAACUUCUCUUGAUAUAUUGGUUAAUAAAAUUGUGUUGUUAAA